Molecule: messenger RNA, 816 nt
Organism: Symbiodinium necroappetens
Lineage: Eukaryota; Dinophyceae; Suessiales; Symbiodiniaceae
Source: the annotation of a GenBank genome assembly
GUCUUCGAAGCAAUGAAGAAGCUCACCUUCACUUCCGAGCUGUCGGCAACGCAGAUGGUGUCGAAGGAAGGUGAGACUAUCGACUUCGUCUCACCAGUUCACACCUCUGGGAAGAAUGUGGAGACUUGGAUGACGGAAGUUGAGAACCAGAUGCUCGCGGCCGUGCGAGAGGUGAUCAAGAUUGGCGUCGAGAGCUACAUCGAGCUCGACCGUACCGAGUGGGUCCUGCAGCAGCCCGGCCAGGUCUGCCUGAACUCCAGCCAGGUCCAUUGGACUGCAGAAGUGGAGGAAGCCAUCGGCCAGGCUGCCUUGUCCGGGUACUUCGAGAAGCUGUCGGACCAGCUCAUGGGCCUCGUCCGCUUGGUUCGCGGCGACAUAUCAAAGCUCCAGCGCAUGAGCAUUGGUGCACUCAUCGUCAUCGACGUGCAUGCCAAGGACACCGUGGAAAAGAUGGCCAAAGACAACAUUACGGACGUCUUCUCCUUCGAGUGGAUCUCACAGCUGCGCUACUACUGGGAGGUGUCGGGCAAAGCAUGUUACGAGUACCUGGGAAACUCCUUCCGCCUGGUGAUCACACCACUCACGGACAUGUGCUACAUGACUCUGAUGGGAGCGCAGAGCCUGAACCUGGGUGGGGCGCCAGCUGGUCCCGCAGGCACCCUUCGGAAAGCCCUGCGCACGUGGGCAGGUGUGCUCAAAUGUCACAAAUAUGCCAAAAUUGUAGCCAUAAAUGGAGGCAUGAACACAGGCACAUGUCGCAGCUACAGCAAUAUACUGACAUGCUGCAUCAGCACGGGGACGUCUAAGCAAAAGUAG